Messenger RNA from Sycon ciliatum, 3420 nucleotides. RefSeq lists its product as uncharacterized. The transcript has 8 exons. NCBI's taxonomy places the organism in Eukaryota, Metazoa, Porifera, Calcarea, Leucosolenida, Sycettidae. The coding region runs from base 200 to 2605 and encodes 801 amino acids. Gene Ontology annotation, cellular component: membrane. The record is from RefSeq and is a predicted model, not a curated record.
UACGAGCAAAGCGUUGGGCAACGCAACAGAGAACUUUUAAACUUGACACGUUCCGUUGCGUUGGGUUCGGAAGACAAGAGAAGUUCGGACGUUAUUCCCUUCGCUCCCCCUUUCACCAAGACGAAAGAGAAAAGGCGGUUGCCGGAGAGGGGAGAAAGUGGGGGCCAGACCCGAAGCAGGCAGAUCGCGUGUAUACGCCAUGGGAGCAUUCGAAGCAGUCGCCCUGGUUUCUCAGCUCGUGUUCGGGUUGGUUCUAACGGCAGCAACCAGCCAUGCAACAGUAUUCCUAGCCGAACACGAACCGCAAAGACAAGUCGUCAGGACAGGCACGGGAGAGCACCACAUCGGGAAACGCAUGACAGGAGAGUGUGCUGUUCCCAAUCGACAAAGAUUCCAAAAGAACCUGGGCGACUAUCAGAACAGCCAGGAGGACGACUACGACUGGAGGGAGGAGAAAGAUGUGGCCGAGCUACGCUACCCGUCGUGCGAGAGCCUGUUCUGCUUCAGCACGCGCCGCGGCUACCUGGCGUCGCCGAUCCGAAAUGAGCUCACCGGCCGGCCGUGCAGCAUGACGUUCGACUACCAGGCCAUCGGCAGCGCCAGUCGCCUCGUCGUGCACCGCUACUUGCUGGCUGGCUUCAACAGUGGCGGUCUGACGGAGCUCUGGGCAUCGACGGAAACUACCAGCAGAUGGGUGACCCAGAGCAUUACUAUCAACUUCACGGGCUCAUUCCAGGUAGUAUUUGAGGGUCAGCGGCGAGGACCAGCUCAGGAGGAUGGCAUCGUCCGGGUGGACAACGUUGAGUUCUCAUCGACGUGCUGCGCAAUUGAUGGAGGCUGGUCACAGUGGACAGACGAUGGGACCUGCUCUGCAUCAUGCGGUGGUGGACAGCAGCUACGAUCGAGGCAAUGCAACUCGCCGCCGCCGCAGAACGGAGGAAGCUGCAAUGGUGGCGCGGCCAGUGAGACUGUUCCGUGCAGCGAGCAGUCAUGCCCGACGCCACCGCCACUUCCAGCUCCUCCGAUAUCACCACCAGCUACCACAACAAUGGCAUCCCUUAUUCAGCGCUCGAUAACGAAUGCAAGACCUGCUCCAGAGCAAACAACCUACCCGGCAACACGUGGAACAUCCAGUGGGACACCAGCAAGUCAAGAUCCCUCCGAGGUGCAGGUCACCAGCGAAGAUCGGCACGUGAACACAACCCCAGCCCACGGGCCAACCGCAGCGCAGCCACCGAGCCAAUCAUCCCCAAGUCCCCGAGGCCAACCAGCCAGACCGCAGCGUCCCUCGCCACCACCGCCGCCGCCGGAACAGCCGUCAUCAACCGACGCCAUUCGGUCGCUGUUUGCAAAGCCGGCUGUGAUCGGCGGAGCCAUCGCCAUCGGCCUGGCCUUGCUGACUAUUGUGCUGCUGCUGUGCUUGUACCAGAGACGACGAAGGCAUGGGCAGGACCGCAAGGAGGAGAAGAGAAUAGCGAGAGUAAGCAUUCAGAACAAUACCAUGGAAGGCGCAGCCGAAGCGGAGGUCAAGGCGAGUGGCGAGAAACAAAGCACCGGCGAGUGCAAAGUCGGCUGCUUCUACUCCAACCCGCUGAACCAGGGAGGGCAGCCGGCACCAUCGGUCUCGUCCAACCUCUACGCGACCGCGCACAAACCGGACAAGCGCGCCGUGGAUCCGCGUCGGCGUGGUAGCGACACGAGUACCAACAGCCAGCAGAUGGCGCCUAAGACCAAGCCCAAACCGCUGGGACGCAUGGUCAGUGGCGCUCCAUCACGAAUACAGCUCCUCUCCCCGUCCAGCCAGCUACCGCCGCAGCCAGCAUCUCCGCAAGAGAUCAUCGCCUACGAGGACGUACUCGACGACGAGGCGGCCUCGGCACAGCGCAGGCUCAGCAAACGAAUGCACAGCUACAACAUCCUGCAGCACGACACGUCGGAACAGCAGCAGCUGCCUGGCGCGGCACACGCUGCUACAGCAGCAGCAGCCCAGAUACCCGAGCAAACAUACAAUCGACUGGGUGAGGUGCAGGCGUGCGGACACCCAUACAACACGGUGACGCACGGCGAGCCACCGCCGUAUCAGCUGCCAGCCGACGUCAUACGGGCUGGCGUGCAGCAAGGCAACCUGUGCCUCGACCAUCUCACCGCCGAGGAGAGAUUCGGCAGCCAGGAGACGCUACUGGACGGCGAUUACAAAGAGCCAAAGGACGCGCUCAGCAGAAUCGUGUGCGGCGCCAUUCGGCAGAAGCCGUUCUGCUACAUCUGCACGCAGAUGCAGGUGGAGGCGUGCGCUGCGGAGACCGGAAAUCCGCUGGUGUCUCAGCCGCCGUUCACCGCCACGGCAUCCAUGAGAGUCGCGGGCCGCUGCACGUGCCACUUCGACCCGUCCUCGCCCGUUCCCGGGCAACGGAACGCCAAUCUUCCGCCCUACAGCAAUAUAGUCGGAGCUGUACGCGGUGCAGGGCAAGAACCAAGCACGAGCACGGACGAUGAUUACGAUCUCGUCGAAGUCAAUCUUUUCCAGCCGCAAGCCGGCAGGAGUCUGUCGGGGAAACGACUGAGCGCAUGCGCGGCGCAACCACCAGGACAGCCCAAGUCCAUCUGAUUAUCACCCCACGCAGUGAGUGCUCUCUAGGGCCCAUCACUAGCCUACUUCAACCGCAGCAUUCAAACACGUACACUUCUUUCUCCUUCUCUUGGCCUUGUAUCGCACAGCAGUGUGCAGUAGUCUUUGAGCCUGUGCUAAGCAACCAUCUGGGGGCCAAUGAUGCAUAGAGAACCACCGGUCUCAUAAGACAGGUGGCCCUGCAACACAGGUCAGUGUGCUUCCUGCUAACUUAAGACCGGUCUCAUAUGACAGGUGGUCUUGCUACACAGGUCGGAAUACGUGCUGACAUGUCACACAGUGUGGGCCCUGCUAACUUAUGACCGGUCUCACAAGACAGGUGGUCUCUGUUCACUGCGGCUGCUAGGCUGCACACGGUUUACUGUACACAACGUUACAUGUACAUGUACCCCUUGAACUAACUUGCACAUACAUGUACAUGUAGGUACGAUGCACACUGAAAACAUCCUACUAUAUAAACGUUCUAGGACUGACGGCUGAGCACACACCACUGACCGUGCACAGGAUUCUGCUCUAGAGUUAUUAAUUUUAUUAUUUUUUUAUCGCCACGGGCAUGAUUGUUCUGACGCACACGAGGCACGGCUUGUAUGCACCAUCUCGUGAGCCAUAACAGCAUCUUGGUACAGUGCACUGCAGCAGGCAGUAUAAUUGCACGCAGAGUUUUGAAUCAUAUUGAACAGAUAACCGCACGGUGGCCAUAUUUCGCACACAAUGUAUUUUCGUCAAGCACCGCCCUGCAUUUUAAUUCCACCUUGAGAGAAGCAACGUGCCAAGGCACAGUUCGUUACCGUUGA